Lethenteron reissneri (Far Eastern brook lamprey) is the source of this 501-nucleotide messenger RNA. RefSeq names its product zinc finger protein 93-like. Gene Ontology annotation, biological process: regulation of transcription by RNA polymerase II. Gene Ontology annotation, molecular function: DNA-binding transcription factor activity, RNA polymerase II-specific; RNA polymerase II cis-regulatory region sequence-specific DNA binding. Lineage: Eukaryota; Metazoa; Chordata; Hyperoartia; Petromyzontiformes; Petromyzontidae. The record is from RefSeq and is a predicted model, not a curated record.
AUGGAGCAAAGGCACUCAGCGCAGCUCGGUACAAAAAGGCAACAACGCGACCAGCGUGCAUACAGCACGGAUCGUCCUGGCCAUUUGACACAGUACCAGAGAACUCACACAGAAGAUAAACUCUUCAGGUGCACUCUGUGUGACAAGGCAUUUGCAUGGUCAUCAGGUCUUCAAAUACAUCAGAGAAUACACACGGGGGAGAAACCCUUCAGGUGCACUUUGUGCGGGAAGGCGUUUGCAGGCUCAUCAAAUUUUAAAAGACACCAGAGGACACACAAUCAUCAGAAGAUCCCCAAGAAAUGGAGUCUGAAAUCGGCUUGUGAAAGUCAAAGUGCUGCAAUGAGCCCAUCCCUCAUGAAACCAGAAGUGAAUCCCAGCUUGGACACUUUUAAAGGUAUCAAGGUGAAAUGUGAAAAGGCGAAGGUGAAAUGUGAAGAAAUGAUGAAGAGCGAAGAAGUGAAGGUGAAAUGUGAGAAAGUGAUGGUGAAGAGCGAAAACUGA